Molecule: messenger RNA, 1656 nt
Organism: Chanos chanos (milkfish)
Lineage: Eukaryota; Metazoa; Chordata; Actinopteri; Gonorynchiformes; Chanidae
Gene: mcoln3a
Product: mucolipin TRP cation channel 3a
Exons: 12
Coding region: 1-1656 (551 amino acids)
Cellular component (GO): plasma membrane; lysosomal membrane
Molecular function (GO): NAADP-sensitive calcium-release channel activity
Source: RefSeq, a predicted model, not a curated record
AUGUCUGAGGGAGAACCCCUUGUAAAUGGUGGUCCAGAAACGGACGGCCCAAAAUCUUCCAGGACCCCCAAACCAGAUCUGUGCCCAGAGGCAGUGGAUGAGUUCAGGAGGAAACUGAAAUACUUCUUCAUGAGUCCGUGUGAGAAAUAUCAUGCCAGGGGACGCAAGCCUUGGAAGCUGAUGCUGCAAAUUGUUAAAAUUGCCAUCAUUACUGUCCAGCUAGUCUCUUUCGGACUUAGCAACGAGAUGACUGUUACUUUCAAGGAGCAGAACCUGUUGUUUUUCAAACACCUUUUUCUGAAGGGAUAUGGUGACCAGGAAGGUUCUACCAUCUAUAAAACGACUGAUGUCUAUGACCACAUCAAUUACGUCAUCAAGAGGUUUAUAAGCCUGCAGAACUUAACCGCCGGGAACCAUGCGUACAAAACGAUCAACGGCAACCCCAUCCCCCUCUCACUCUGUCAGGAGUUCUACAGACACGGGAGCAUCUUCCCUUCUAACGACACCUUUGACAUUGACCCCGUUGUGGAAAAGGACUGUAUUUCUAUUCACCCCAUGAAACCAUUUAAGGAGGAUACUCUAAGAAAGGGCAUGAAUUUUACAUUAGAUUUCCAAAGGCUGCUGUCAGUGAAGAUGUACCUCAACUUGAAAGCCAUUAAUCUGCAGACAGUACGUCAUUACGAACUGCCAGACUGCUACGACUUCAGCAUCAGGAUUGUGUUCGAUAAUAGAGCACACAGUGGACUUAUCAAGAUCUCCUUGGAGAGUGAUGUUGAGAUCAGUGUUUGCAAAGACCUGAACAUUUCAGGAUCCACAGAAACAACUUAUCACUUCCACAUGCUCCUCCUGCUGGACUCUGUCGUCAUUCUGGCCUGUGUGGUGUCACUCCUGCUCUGCACACGCUCUGUCUCCAGGGGCAUCCAGCUCCAGUUCGAGUACAGAACGUUUGUCUAUAGACGUCAUGGGAAAACAGUACCAUGGUCUGAACGCCUGGAGUUCAUCAACGGCUGGUACAUCCUCAUCAUCAUCUCUGACAUCCUCACCAUUUCAGGCUCAGUACUCAAAAUAUGUAUCCAGACAAAGGAGCUUACCAAUUAUGACGUCUGCAGUAUCAUGCUGGGGACAGGGACCAUGCUGGUGUGGAUCGGAGUCUUACGAUACCUCGGAUUCUUCCAGAAAUACAAUAUCCUCAUUCUUACCCUGAGGGCGGCUUUCCCUAAUGUGAUCCGGUUCUCCUUCUGCGCCAUCAUGAUCUACUUGAGCUACUGUUUUUGUGGCUGGAUUGUCCUAGGUCCACACCAUGAAAAUUUUCGAAAUUUCGACCUGGUGGCUUACUGCCUUUUCUCCAUGAUCAAUGGGGAUGAGAUUUACAGCACCUUCACUAAACUACGAGAGAAGAGUUACCUACUGUGGUUCUUUAGCAGAAUCUACGUUUAUAGCUUCAUCUCCCUCUUCACCUAUAUCAUACUGAGUCUCUUCAUUGCUCUCAUCACAGACACGUACGAGACCAUCAAGAAACACCAGCAAGAUGGCGUUCCACUCUCUGAACUUCAAGCCUUCAUGUCGGAGUGCCGGGAUCUGCCUGGCUCAGGGAAGUACCUGACGGACAAAGAAACGUCCACAUGCUCCUGUUUUCCUUGCCUGUGUCUUGCCUGA